Molecule: messenger RNA, 6278 nt
Organism: Patella vulgata (common limpet)
Lineage: Eukaryota; Metazoa; Mollusca; Gastropoda; Patellidae
Product: SPARC-related modular calcium-binding protein 1
Exons: 14
Coding region: 577-2394 (605 amino acids)
Biological process (GO): extracellular matrix organization
Cellular component (GO): basement membrane
Molecular function (GO): calcium ion binding; extracellular matrix binding; protein binding
Source: RefSeq, a predicted model, not a curated record
CAAUACCCCACGACAAGUCCACCUCGCAACGUUUGCAAGUCAUCCUACUCUUCUAACUAUCAUUCUUGUUAAAACGUCUGAAGAAAUCCUUCAGUUAUCGUCGGUACAUAUUGUUGGGUAUUCUUGUAACCUUCUUCAGAUGAACAAAACCCCUUUCAUACCUCAUGAAUAUGAAUGAGAUUGGGAUAAUCACGUGGUUGGAGUAAAUGUCUAAUGGACGAUAUAGUUUGUAUACUACUGUUUGGUUUCAUCGUGCUUAUGUUCGAGAAACGGAAAUUUGAAAUCAACAGAGAAAGAGAGAGAUACUAUCUUAAAAUGUAAUGCUAUCGUAAAAAAUACUUCUCAUACGGAAAAAAAAUACCACAUGUGAGUUUUGUAGCAGAAAAGGAGUAGACUUGAUCUGAAAUGUUUGGAUUUUAUCACAAGUUGGAGUUACGAUAUCUGACAAAAACUAGCAUUUAUAUUAUUAAGCACAUUAAAAGAUAGACAGAAUGCUGAAAGUGAAUUUGACGGAAGUUGUUUAUGUGAUAUAGUAGUUGUGUUUUAUUCGUCCUAUUUGCUGUCUGUCUAUCCAACAUGUCGGUAUAUUGUAUAUGCGUGCUGGUGUAUAUUUAUUUUGUAUCUGUGAUAGCUAGCGGAUUAAUCACCUCAUCGGGAAUUGAUUUAUCCGGAGUUGACGGAAAGCAAAAUCCUUCGGAGAUGGCAAUGAGUUUGUUCCGAUCUUUACGUGCCUCAACAUGUAAAGAAGACUGUAGCUCAGUUAAAUUCAGACCUGUUUGUGGUACAGAUGGCCUCACGUAUAAUUCUAGAUGUGAACUGAAAAAAGCCAAAAAAUGUGAUGGACGAAAGGUGAAAGUUCGGAAGAAAGGCGCUUGUGAUGGAGAUACAGGAGGAUCAAAAUGUUUACGUGAAAAGGAAGAAGCUCGGGCAGCCAUUGAACGGAAGAAGAAUGAAGUAUUUGAACCCGCUUGUAAUGAAGAUGGCACAUUUGCAGAAGUUCAAUGUCAUUCUGAAACCGGUUACUGUUGGUGUUUUACUAAAGAUGGGCGGCACGUCCCCGGUACUUCUGUUAGUGGCAAACGACCAAGAUGCCGUGGUAAAAGACGAAAAAGAAAGCAAAAGGGGAGAUCUCGGAAAAGAAAAGCCUGUAAUAGAACAGAUCGUCAAUCUUUUAAUAGUGAUCUAGUUCGUGUUUUUAGUGAUGAAUACAAAAGAUGGAUGACAGCUCAACCAACAACAUUGUCAAGUAAAGCAGCGGAAAAAGUGGACGAUAUAGAAAGACAGAGAAAAAUAGUGGAUUGGAAAUUUUCAGAAUUAGACAGAGACAAUGAUGGAGUUUUAAAAUUUAAAGAAAUUCGAUCUUUUGCGCGAAUGGUGCGAAAACUUAUAAAACCUAGAAGUUGUGCUAAACGUUUUUUAAAAUAUUGUGACAGUAGCGGUAAUAAGAAAAUAGAAAAAAGUGAAUGGACACUUUGUCUCGGUGUGGAAUUCAAAUUCUCAUUCCAAUUGUUCGUAUCUCUGAACUCAGAUGGACAACCAGAAGAUUCAGCAUUAGAUAAUGGCAGAAGUGAAGGUAGAAUGGUUGAUGCACUGCGUCGAUCAUGGAAGACAUCACUGCCUUCGCCAUCUUUAAGCCAUACAGCGACACCUAGAAAGGAGGACGUGUUUCCCAGGAAUGGCUUAUCUCCUUUUCUCACGUCCAACAACAAUCUCGAAUCUCGAAGUUGCUUAGAGGAACAGAGGGCAGCUCGACUAAGUCAUCGAGAAGAACCACAGGCAAAUAUCUACAUCCCUCGGUGUACGGAUAAUGGUAAAUGGGCUAAAGCGCAGUGCCAUGAAGCUACACAAUAUUGUUGGUGCGUUGAGGAAGAGAAAGGCACGCCUAUUCCAGGUACCUCAACAUUUAAGCAAGAACCAAACUGUACCAUGCAAAAGGAACGAGAUAUGAAAGGUUGUCCUUUCCAAAUAAAAAGAAAGUUUUUAAUGGAUCUAAUGUCGGAUUUAUCCGAGGAAAUGGCUAGCAUUAGUGGCAAUAAUAAUGUUAAUACUGUUCCUAAUGAUACCAGUAUACCAAUGAGUCAAAGGAUAGCCCAAUGGAAGGCUUCAAGAGUAAAAGUAGCCGAAUGGAAAUUAUUGUCGUUAGAUACAAAUAAAAAUAAGGUGUUAGAAAGAAAAGAAUGGAAAAAAUUCAGAAAAUCGAAUUUAAAAGCUAAAAAAUAUCCCAGAAAAUGUCGGCGUAAUUUUUUGAGAUUUUGUGAUAUGGAUAAGAAUAAACAAGUAACAAUGACAGAAUGGAAAGAAUGUAUGGGUUUAAAUCAAAACUAUUACAACAGUUUACCAUCUAAUCCUCAUAGGACCGGUAAAAAUCCUUUUAGUAAGUAUCUUCAUGACUGAACCAAUCAGAGUCCCCAUAGGAAAACAGGUGCCGGAUAGCCUAAUUUGGGUCGGAGGUCAUAUAUCUUACUGUAUAGGAAGGAACCAAAGCUUUAAACCUAAAUGCAAUGGACGUCAUUGUAUCUGUGUUGUGCCAAAGAUAAAUUUAAACAUUAGUUCGUGGUGUUCUGUGUGCUUGUUUAUUUGUUUAUUUGUGUCAGUCUGUAAAUAAGAAAAAGAAGAAUAUAAUCAUAAUUAUAAAACACAUCUUGCAUGAAAUCUUGUGAGAGUUGACUCCCUUCUUUACACGAUUUUUGUUAACCAUGAUUAUAUAAUUAAUUGGUGUUUCAAGAAAACGUUUAAUCGUUUUCCAUAAUUGCAUAUUUUAUUCUCAUUCAUAUAUAUCGCAUUCACGUUUUUUUUUAUGGUUAGUUUCGAAUCUAUUUUCUACGAAACCAACAGUGGUGGUUUUGGAGGCAAACAUCGUUUUAUUGUGGAAAUAGCGAAACAUGAAUUUUUAAAUUUGAAAUAAAGUAUUAUCCGGCUUAGCUUUUAAGGAUUAUACAGCUGUGAUUACCACUGUGGAUGUGUGUAAGUAAUUCUAUACACUCGUUCGCCUAAAAAAAAUCGGGACGAUUCCCAUUUUUAGGACCACUGUUCUCCAUGUAUAUGGACCACAUUUUAUUGUGUAUAAUAAUUUAAAUAUUGAGUGUCAAUGGAAUGAUGUUUGGACACGUAUGUAUUGCACGCACCUGCACUAUAUAUUAUUCACCUAGCACCCACUUUAUAAACCCUGAACAAAUGGAAUCUCCGAGUAGCUUUAUUUCAAAACGCCCCGGUUAAUUAAAAGUUAAGCUGGAUCUGACUUUAUUUCCUCUCUCUUUUCAGUCGAUCAGUUGAAUUAAGGCUCAGGAGAUUCCAUUUAAUCCGGAAGAUUGUUUUGUUGGAAUGCGCAUGCUCAUGUCCUCGGUGUUAAUGAAAAGAGACUCAACCAUUGGCUGUCAGUACUAGCGUAAGAGCAUUUAAAAUGGCAUAAUUCACUGGCUUCUCUUAUUAUAAAGUUUUAGUUAAAUGUUAAAGAUGCUUUAUGAAGUUAUAGAUCUUAUUAUUAUUAUUGUAUUUUAUUAUUAUGAUAAAUAUGUAUGUAUAUAUUAACCGAUUGUUACACGUCCAUCAAAUGUGAUGUUUAACAACAUUGUAUUAAUCUAACCAUUUGUAAAAAUCCGACUAAUACCAAAUACUGUUUUAAGUACUAAUUAAUUACUCUUACAGAGGCUUUUAUUACACAGGCACAUCUUACUAACCAUAAUAGUAUACUUAAACAUGCAUUAUGCAAGGGGGGGGGGGUGAGGUUGGAUGGCCGAAUGGUUAGCACGCGCGCGCUGUAUCAUAAGGCCUGUUAUUGAGUCAACUGGCGUGGUGUCGAAUUCCCGGUUGUACGUGACAAGGAGUAGGGUCGCCUGUCCAACCUCGUGGGUUUUCUCCGGGUCCUCCGGUUUCCUCCCACUGGUAAAGACCGCUACGCGCAAGCAAAUUAUUGAAAUAAAAUUAAAACCAUAUGUUAGUCCCGAAAUGACCUAGUUUGUGUCGAGUGGACGUUAAACACCAUUUCUCUCUCUGCAUUAUGCAAGAGCUAAAACUGCCUUUUUCAGGUCUUUCUUUAGGCCUUAAAUAUUAUUUAAAUUAUUAAUUAGACAUUAAGUAACUUAUCAAGACCAUAAUCAACUCUCGAUGCCAUGGUUAAGUAGCCUGUGAUAUUUAGUGGAUUUGAAUACGUUUUAUGAUGGAUGAUUAACGUAAAAAUGGAUAACCGAGACUUAUUAUCGUACCAACGGCAGAAAUGACGAUCGAGGCUAGCCUAAAAUUGAAUCGCUAAUAUCGCGGUUCGGAGUGAAGCAAUUUUACUGAAAUUUUCAGCAUAUUCUGUUUUCAAUAUCUAUUUUUAACUAUGAUAACGAGAACUGUCAGCUCUUUAUCUAGUCUUACCUAAUUCCACUUUAAUAUUCUGUUUUAUACAACAGAUACGUGAAAUUGUAAUUGUCACGUCUCAAAGGUUUUGAUAUUUUACAAACUAUUUUGAAGGGCAUUUAUAAAUUUGCAAAGCAUAUUAAAUCAUGUUCUUUGAACACUUGAUUAUUAUAUUUUACAAAUUCAGAACUACAAGAAUGUGCAGAAAAGUUCACGCAUGGGUAUAUCUUUUCGGUGUUUGGUGCAGCACUCACUGUAUAAUAAACACAGCCAAAGCACAUUUCUCCUACCGAUUUAGUCCAUGAUUAUCCCAUAUUUAGAUUCGUUGGUGUACAGUUGGGUGGCAUUUUAAUUAGCCUGGAUGUCAUAUUAUAGUUAUCUGAUAUAUUAAACAGACUACGCCCGCCUCAGUGAUUUUUAAGGAACUAGAUAAUGGUGAUAAAAAAUAUAUAUGUCUGUUGCAUAAUCACGAGAGGUUAAUAUAUUUAAAAUGUGUAAUGUGCAUAAUUGCUUUAUUAGACAAAACACGCCAUUUUCAUGAUUCGUUGACUCGUUUUUUAUACGCCCACAUUUUCAUGUGGACGUAUAUUGUCGUCGCCCCUGUCUGUGUGUCCGGACUUCCCUGUACGCAAAUAGUGUAUCAGUAUAUCAAUGCUGUGGACCCUCUAGAGGUCACUUUUUUUUAUCCGAUUCUGGGGAAACUUAAUAAAUAAAUUUAUAUCACAAAGAUCUUGGUUCCCUUUAAUAUUAGCGCAUAUCGAAUCAUAACUUCCUGGAUUAUGGCCCCUGAUUGUAAGAAAAAUCGCAUUUUGAGCUUAUGGACCAUCUAGAGCUCACAGUUUGGAUUUGAUUUUAAAAACCGUUCAACUAUAUCACCGUUACACCAUAAUUACGGUGGAGUUCUAAUUUUGUGAAAAUCGGACGGAGACUGAUAAAAUGGCCCGCUUCCCUUUACACAAAUAGUAGAGUUCACAAUUUUUAUCCGAUUUUGAUGAAACCUAAAAUAUAUGUUUAGAUCUAAAAAAAACAACCUCUGUUCCGUUCCAUAUUGAGGCAUGUCGGACCGUAACCUCCUGUAUUUUUAGCUUGUUCUCGGUCCACGUCUUGCAAAAUGUGGACGUAUCUUGCAUGGCAACCGCUUGUUCGUACUUUACAUAUUGUUUUUUUUUAACCGAGAAAGUCUCAGAUUUUGUAGUCCCUAAGAGUCAAACGGUCAGGCAUUAUGAAAUAUAAUUUUUAUCUUUACCAUUAUCUUGCUUAAUUAGCCACUGUAUUUAUUCUCGUGUGAUUUAGAAAGAAAUAUAUGACUUCCACUGUUCUGCUACUGCGCAAUAUUUUCAUUUCCUAUGUUUUUAUAGCGUUAUAUAUCAUACAUAUAGUUAAUGUGUGAGUGUACCAAACUCGGAAUCCUUCUUUUUAGUGUUCCAUUUUUAAACGUUGUGUGUACUUUUCCCAGUUAGUCCCAUUUUUCUAGUAACUUUAUGAUUAAAAUAAUAAUAUUAUUAUAUAUCAUGUAUAUUGUUGUCUUUAUUUUAUAUAGAAGAUUUUUUUGGUCGUUAAUAUAUAAUUUUAGCUUAAACCGUGUUCAUUAUUUUACGUACAUUAAACAUUUAUCUUCCGUCAAUCAAAUUGACCUUCAUGCUCUUUUAAAACUCUUCCGUAAAAGAGGUUAUCUCCCCUUUUCCAAAACAAAUUCAUAGCGGUCAAAACUAUUCACAAGUGAAAAGGAAGGGAAAACCUCAUGGUUGUGUCAGAUAAACUAGUUUGGUUUUAUACAACCAAAUAAAAGAUCCUGACCAUGAACUAAGUGCAUCUGCGAAUGAAAUGAAUUAAGGGGAGGUAACUGUUUUUUACGGAAUUCAAUUAUAAAUUAGUUUAGCCAGUAACUUGAAACUAAGUUUGUAACAACUAAUUUCGUAAUAAACAAAUCCAUUUAA